UCCCGUCUCUCCUGCCAGUGAAGUGGACAUUUCCGCAAACAACCGUUUGGUUAUAAAAGCCAGCAAGGAGACAGCGUUCUUCACACAGGAGACACCGCGCGACCGUGAUUCGAAGCGCCCUCUCCUGCAGACCACAACCGCCACCACCGCUUUUCACCUGAGCUAAGUCCGUGCUGCCCGAGGAUUUGGAAGCAAGAUGAGAGCGCUACUUUUCAUCGGCUUCCUUGUCUGCUGCCUGGCAGCAUUUGACCUUUCCCAAGGAAUCACCAUCGCCAUGCAGUCACGCUGCCCGUGUCGCCACUCGCGCAACGUGCAGCCCAGCACCAUCAAGAAGCUUGACAUCUUCAAGCAGGUCAACUGCCCCAUCCAAGUCAUUGCCAUGCUGAAGAAGACGGGGGAGCGCGUGUGCGUGAACCCCAAGAUGCGCUGGCUGCGGCAAGUCACUCAACAGAUGCGACGCUAGGGGCGGGCAGAGGCGGAGGUGGAACCUCGCUCCUGAGUCUGAACCCGUCGGAGUACCCCCCCCCACCCACCCACCCCUCCUCCCCCACCUCUCUGAGCUUUCAAAACCUCCCAGAUUGCUUCUGCCCAACCACUUGCGUCCGCUUACCCUCGGGCUCGCCCCAAAACAUUUCCGCGUGCUCUCUCGCGCGGUGGCGUGGCUCCGGAGUGUGCCGGUGGUGCAACUGCACCGGGUGUGGCCCAGGCACCGGGUUACAAAGUGGGGCUGUGGGGGAGGGGGGGGGGAAACGGGAUACUUUAGAAGGGGCCCCCAUUUCAUCCCCUUGACCGGGGCCGAUGCCCACCGUGCUACACGACUGCCCUUGCAGCCACUAAACCGGGGUCCUCUUGCAUCUCCCGUUCUUCCGUGCUCCCAGACAUUCUCCCUCUCGUGCCUGUCAACCGACGGGGUCAGAGGCAAGGGCUGGAGGAUCACACAGAUUCGUGAAACCCCCAAACCCAUUGGGCUGUUAGUUGGUCAGGCGGUAGCAGUACAGCGAGCGGGUUUGUGAAUCCACCUUUUUCAGAGCUUUGAGUGUCAUCCCUCUCAUAGGCAAGGUGGGCUUUUCUCGCAGAACUCCAGUUCCCUCCCACACAAAGCCAAACAGCAGUCCAUGGAAAUGGCCAACCAUCCCAGUGUAGGACCCUCUUAAAAACGGAGCAUUGAAACUCGGUGAUACAUUCGUAGAUAGGUAAAUACAUAGCAUUGUUAUUAUCAUCAUUUGCAAUUUUCUCCCUCUCUCUCUCUCGAUGCUAAGAGCACUCUUUCCCUCUCCACCGCAUGGCAAGCAAAGACAAAGAUCCCCCAAUAGCCAUUCAGGCUGUGCUCUUUGCGACAAUAGCUCAACCGCACAAUCGCUUCUCCCGUAACACCCACGUGUGUACGGUGAACGCCUUUCGAAACGUCCGUAGCCAACCGCACAAAUCGGAGGCGCGCAGAGGCUGCCUGAACGACGUCCCUCCCGUCCUUCGGCUCGCCUCUGCGCGCCGUUGAAAGGCUGCACAUAGCACGUGGCGGCCCGGACUGCUGGCCUUUGAUGGCGUUUGCCUCGUUCGAUCACCCCCCCCCCCCCCCUACACACAAUCCCCCGAUCCUACAGGCGCUGCGUGGUUGCUGCCGCGUGAUUUCUGUCACGAGAGGUGAGCUCUGUGUCUGACAUGAGCCGUUGAAAUGAAAUUCUGACAGAUGCC
Molecule: messenger RNA, 1692 nt
Organism: Petromyzon marinus (sea lamprey)
Lineage: Eukaryota; Metazoa; Chordata; Hyperoartia; Petromyzontiformes; Petromyzontidae
Product: stromal cell-derived factor 1-like
Biological process (GO): immune response
Cellular component (GO): extracellular region
Molecular function (GO): chemokine activity
Source: RefSeq, a predicted model, not a curated record